Linnemannia hyalina is the source of this 1569-nucleotide messenger RNA. The record is from the annotation of a GenBank genome assembly. NCBI's taxonomy places the organism in Eukaryota, Fungi, Mortierellomycota, Mortierellomycetes, Mortierellales, Mortierellaceae.
AUGUCUGCAUUCGACCCAUCCGACCCAUCCGACCCCUUCGACCACAGUCAGCCAUGGCACAACGUCCCCUCAACCCAACCCGUCUGGCCAACCCUCGAUCAGCAAGACCUCAAUCUCUCAACCCCCGUUCUCACACCCACCCCCGUGGCCGUUCAGCCUGCUACUCAUACCACUGCUACUUCUUCGUCAGGUUCAGUUCAUGCUCCAGUUCAGGCUCAAGCCCACACUUCAACAACCCACAGCAUAACCGAGGCAGUGACAUCCUUAUUCCACCGCCACCCACAAGAAACUCCCGCGCCCGCACACGCACCCGAAGUGGCAGGAGGAUCAUCGUCAACACCAGCAGAACCAACAGCACAUAAAUCCAAGGCGGCAGCGUCAAAGAAGGGCAUCCUGGGAAACGAAGAAGAGCCUCCAUCAUACGAGUCGUCGGUUAUCAGGAACGCUACGACCACCCCACAUCAAAUCCAUGACAACUAUGACCACCUUCGUGGACCCCCCGGCCAACGCGGUGUUGAUAUAAAGACCAGGAUACCCCUGGAUUCGACCCCUGCUGAGCAUUUCCAAUCAGGGAGUGGCAGUGGUAGCAACAAUGGUGCUGGUGGUAGUGGAUCUCAGCCUCCUCGGCAGUAUGGCGCGACGAGUCAAUCAGGCGGCGCCUCUGCACCACCCGCCAGCUCGUCUUCGUCUGAGGCAACUCGGCCUCUUCUGGGACAGACCUCGCACGGACGGGACGAUGAUGACGCAAAGCAUUCCCGGGACGUCGAUCGUCUCCUCGGUCCAAACUCCUCUACCCAUGGCAACGGCGCUCGUCCCGACGACGAGGAAGACGAGGAACCAAAGACACACUGGUCGAUCGUCGGCGACGGUAAGGCCUGGACAGCAUUCUUCUACAUCCUCUUCAUCGUCGUCCCUCUCUCGCUCUUCUUCUUUGUCUGGUCCAUGGCGACGCUCAUCAUCUCGGCCGUCAGUAUGAUCUUCCCGCCCGUUGGAUACUUUGUCGUUAUUGCGACCGUCACCUCUUGGAGAGCGCUUGGAAGAUUGGACCUGGUCCUCGCCCGUGCCAUGGUCCCCAAGGACGUCCGUGAUCGACACCCCUACCAGACAUUCGACAUCUUUGUCACCCCCGGAUCUGAAGAAUGUGAGCACCACGGCAUCCACGCCUCCGCCUCUUCUUCCUCCCAUACCACCGAUCCUACUCCUGCUGCAGCUCCCGGCGGAGCUCCUCCAACCUCCUCCUCAUCAUCAGAAACCUACACGACCGCCGAGGGCGAGGUCCGCCAGCGCCGCCGGAAACCGCGCAAUGUGUUUGACAAGUCUGCGACCCAUCUCGGCGCCUCCUUCAGCAACAAGCACACCCUCAAGACCCUGUCUUACCUCCUGAUCUGGAAACUCGUCCUGGCUGUACCCAUUUUCUGUGUCGUCGUCGUCUUUGCCUGCUUGACGAUACCGUUGAUAUUCUGUCUCUUGCCUUCGUUGUUGAUCAUCUGCCGGGCUUUUGUUCACUGGCAGUUCCGAUGGGCUAUUAUGUGGCUUGCCGAGCGUCACAAGCCCAUUGCCUUGCCCUGA